AUGACGCACGAUUCGCAAAAAGAGAACGGCUGCCCAGGAAUUACCGUGCACGACGACGGUUACGUCGAAACGUCCGUGAUGUACCCAGGAAAUCCUUACGUCACCAAGAGAUGGUCCGAAUGUUCGCAGAACAAUAUCAAGUCGUUUCUGCAAGCUGGAAUGGGGACCUGCCUCGAAGACGAAGCUCAAGACCAUCAAUUUGUCGGAAGUGAAAUGCUGCCCGGAGUUAUGUACAAUGGCGAUGACCAGUGUCGGCUCACGUAUCGCCAGGACGUACGACAAUGCGAUUUAGGAAUCACCUGCGACGAUCUGAAAUGCUCCGUUCCCGGAAGAGGAUGCCUGUCGCAAAGAUCACCCCCCGCAGAAGGGACGCCUUGUGGCGAGAAAAAAUGGUGCUACGAGAUGAAGUGUCUCAUGGUUGGGGAGCGUCCCGGUGCCGUUGACGCCGGUUGGAGUACCUGGUCACCCUGGAGUCGGUGUUCUCGAACCUGUGGCUCAGGGGUUGCGUCUUCUGAAAGAAAAUGCAAUAAUCCUCGACCGUCCAAAGGAGGAGAGUCUUGUCAGGGCGUGAAAAAACGGCACAAAAUUUGUGCCACCGAACCCUGCGAGAUUGGAGCGCCGUCAUUCCGCGAUGUGCAAUGCGCGGAGUUUAACGACUGGGUAUUUCCUGAGGAUGGUAAAAUUCAUCAGUGGGUCGGAUACAAUCUGCCCGAAAAUUUGAGAGCAUCCGAAAAUCCCUGCGUCCUCUUUUGUCUGAGUGAAACAAAGCUGCUGACAUCCAUGAAGCCCAAGGUUGUGGAUGGCACUACUUGCUACAAAGGUAUACGCGACGUCUGUAUCGGCGGAGUCUGCAAAGAAAUACCCUGCGAUUUGGACAUGGAAUCCAACGCGGUCGAAGACAUGUGUGGCGUUUGCAAAGGAGACAGUACAUCGUGUACAUUGAAAGAAGGAACUCAAUUUAUCGCCGAACAACCGCGUCUCAAGAAACUGCUCGACGUCCCUAUCGGCGCGAAAAAUAUUCGCGUGGAAGAAGCUGAACCCACAAAAUCCAGGAUAGUAGUUAGAAGUAAAUCCUCAAAAAACGUUCUAAUCGAUGGCAAUCGACUUGGAAUGUUCGAUGUACCGGGUUCCAAGGCUUGGCUCGGUAUGAUCAGAGCGAAGCAGGAGGCACUCAACAUUCCCGGUCCCGUGGCCGAUGAUUUGGUGAUUUUGAUCUAUCCCAAAGAAAAUGUAACGCUCAAGUAUUCGUUGGGUGUCAAAGAAGAUGCGCCUCGGAAGCCAGAGUUCAGUUGGGACUACAUCGAAUGGUCUCACUGCGAUGCUCUUUGCGGACCGGGUGAAGAAAUUUCGGUUCCUCGGUGCAUAGAAAAAAUCGGAGGAGAGGUAGACGACAGUUUUUGCAAGAAAUUACCCAGGCCAACGGAAAAAACUAGACCGUGUAAUCAGGCACAGUGCGUUCCAAGAUGGAUGAUCGGCGAUUGGCAAGGGUGCGAUCCUUGCACUCCUGGUUGUAAAAAACAGCGUGCCGUCAAAUGCAUCAGACCAGUUGGACACGGCGAACAAGAAGCUGAUAUCAUUUCCGAAAGUUACUGUCAGGGUCCGAAGCCGAAGGAAUCGCAGCAGUGCAACGUUCGCGAACGUCGGAGUAACGGCCAUCUUACUAAUUAUGCUAAUUUCGAGCUUUUGAAUGAUAACCCAGACGAAGCGUAUGACGAUGGCAAUAAUUCAGAGGGUGAAGAUCUCGCGGAUGUGGAGCGUCAAGGAUCAUCCGAAAAAGAUGUUCAUCCAUCGCUCGUCAUCAAGAGAACGGACAAAGAAGAAAAUACCACCGAAACGACUGCGAGCCCGGUUAAAAUCAGGAAAGGCCCCGUGGUAUUCGAUAAAGAGGACAUAAAAAAUCUCACCCUGACAAUCAUUCUCGAACGAGACGAGAAAAAUAACGUAGUCAAUUUUCCGAAAGAUUUUACUCCUCAACCCCCCGCGAAUUGCACAGAUUUCACCCUCGCUGGAAUGGAUGCGAUAAAAUACAUUCAACGUAUACAGGCCGAAGGACACGCCUCCAGUGAUCAGCCACCACCGUGAU
Molecule: messenger RNA, 2083 nt
Organism: Athalia rosae (coleseed sawfly)
Lineage: Eukaryota; Metazoa; Arthropoda; Insecta; Hymenoptera; Athaliidae
Product: A disintegrin and metalloproteinase with thrombospondin motifs 6-like
Exons: 10
Coding region: 1-2082 (693 amino acids)
Biological process (GO): proteolysis; extracellular matrix organization
Cellular component (GO): extracellular matrix
Molecular function (GO): metalloendopeptidase activity
Source: RefSeq, a predicted model, not a curated record